UGCGGCUUUAAGCCCCGCCCACAUUUUACUCUCAGAGGCAGGCUAGGCGCGAGAUAGCGACAGAUACCGAAAUACCGAGGGAGAGAGAGAGGGAGGUGAGAGACACAGAGAGAGGGAAAGAGAGUGAGAGAGGGAGGUGUGCAGCCUCCUGUUUUUCCUCUCCCGUUCUCUCCUGCUCGUUCCUGACCGGACGUUACGUAGGCUAUCUCUCGCGCACACACCGCGCGCAUCUGCGGGGCUCGGACCUGCGGACGAGAGAAACGGAAACCGGGGAACCGAGCGCGUGCGGCACGGAGCCCGACCAUGAUGAAGAUGAUGUUGGUGAGUGGAGGUUCUAUCGUUAACGCCGAGGCGGUAUGGGAUCAUGUGACCAUGGCGGAUCGCGAGUUGGCCUUUAAGGCCGGCGAUGUCAUCAAAGUGCUGGACUCGUCCAAUAGGGACUGGUGGUGGGGGCAGAUCGACGAGGAGGAGGGCUGGUUUCCCGCCAGCUUUGUUCGGCUAUGGGCGAAUCAGGAGGAGACAGUGUUGGUGGAUCCAGCAGAGGGCGGUAGCGACGUUCAGAACGGCCACGCCGAGGCGAGUCCGAACCCGAGCAGCGACUGUGUGUGUUUGAGCCAGACGGCGCAGAACCGAGACCAGAUGAGGGCGAACGUAAUCAACGAGAUCAUGAGCACUGAGAGACACUACAUCAAACACCUAAAGGACAUCUGUGAGGGUUAUCUGAAGCAGUGCAAAAAGAGGAGAGACAUGUUUAACGACGACCAGCUGAAGGUGAUAUUCGGGAACAUCGAGGACAUUUACAGGUUCCAGCUCGGUUUCGUCAGAGAUCUGGAGAAACAGUUCAACACCGAAGAACCGCACCUGAGUGAGAUCGGACCCUGCUUCCUCGAGCAUCAAGACGGUUUCUGGAUCUAUUCCGAGUACUGUAAUAACCACGUAGACGCAUGCAUGGAGCUGACGCGUCUCAUGAGAGACGGCCGGUACCAGAACUUCUUCGAAGCAUGCCGAUUGGUCCAGCAGAUGAUAGACAUCGCCAUCGAUGGCUUUUUGUUAACUCCUGUCCAGAAGAUCUGCAAAUAUCCACUACAGCUGGCAGAGCUGCUGAAAUACACUGUACAAGAGCACAGUGAUUACCGCUACGUCGCUGCGGCGUUGGCUGUUAUGAGGAACGUAACUCAGCAGAUUAACGAAAGGAAACGAAGACUGGAGAACAUCGACAAAAUCGCUCAGUGGCAGGCCUCCGUACUGGACUGGGAGGGUGAUGAUGUCCUGGAUAGGAGCUCUGAGCUGGUGUACACCGGAGAGCUGUCCUGGAUCUAUCAGCCUUAUGGGAGGAGCCAAACACGGGUCUUCUUCCUGUUUGACCAUCAGAUGGUCAUCUGCAAGAAGGACUUGAUUCGACGUGAUAUCCUGUACUAUAAAGGACGGAUCGACAUGGACCGCUACGAGGUCAUGGACGCCAUCGACGGCAGAGACGACGAUUUUAACGUCAGUGUGAAAAACGCCUUCAAACUGACCAACAAAGACUCGGACGAAAUCCACAUCUUCCUCGCCAAGAAGCUCGAGGAGAAGAUCCGCUGGCUGCGAGCGUUUCAGGAGGAACGCAAGAUGGUGCAGGAAGACGAGAAAAUCGGGUUUGAGAUUUCGGAGUAUCAGAAGCGACAGGCAGCUCUGACGGUGAGGAGAGUAACCAAACAGAAAGGUAUGGGACGGUCGGCCCCGCCCUCCUACCCUCCCCCUCUGGACCCCGUGAACCCGGGUCACUUCCUCCUCCCGGAUGGAUACGAGUACGAACCCAAACGCAGCACGUCACCUUUCUGGCACAACAUCAGCCGCUUAGCGCCCUUUAAGAAAUAGCCACCGAGCGAAAGCGAACGCGAUCUUUCAGCCGGAGCAACCGCCAACAAAAACAAAAACAAUUUAACGUAACGAAAAAGAAGAAGCACUACCCCACGAUAAACAAAUUUUUAACACCACCGAGUGAAAAAACCAACACGGACCGCUGCGAUUUUCUGCAACAAUCAAACGUUACAAAAAAAUAAGAAGCACUAUCCUAAAUAUCUUUUUUUUUUCUUCUUUUUUUUUUUUUAGGAGGAAAGACACACACACACACACACACACACACACACACACACGCACACGCACAGCUGGAGAGAAGAAGCUGUACUGGGUUACGGCGCCCCCUGCCGGACUGGCCGCACUGAACUGUAUACACAUGACACAUUACACACUGGAGAAACACACACACACACACACACACACACACACACACACAGUACCGGUUAAACACACUUGUGCAUCCUUUUGGAAACCCAACGUCGCUCCGUCCUUCGUCCGAUGGGAUUUUCGAUGCGUUUUGUUUCCCUUUUUCUCUGCAAACGAAUUAAGAAUCAAUUUUUGAAACAAGAAAAAACAAAAAAAAAAGAAACACACGCACACACACACCUGAUAAAGCACUAACGACUCUCCGCUCUCUAGCGCCGCCCUGGUGUUCCUCCGUGCACUGUGACUAAUCGGGGCAUUUCUGUCUCUCUCUUUUUCUCCAUCGCUCCUUUUUCUCUCUUGACAGCUUAACACCCGGUCGAUCCUGCAGUACUCUUCGGAUAUGGUUCACGGUCCGUUCUCCCUCCUCCUCGACCCCCCACCCCUUUAUUUCGUGUGUGCGCGAGUUUCUCCGUGUGUUGCAUUCUUUCGGUUCUGCAUGAAAAUAUGAAACGGUCCGAUUACAGGUAUUUUAUAUUCUUACGGGUCAAAGUCGUUCAAAAGAGAUACAUUUUUGUACUGAACAACUGAAAAAAAUAUAUUUUUCUCCACGUGAAGGUUUUCCGGCCUGUGUCGAAUCACAAAGAUGUUUCUUCUUCAUCAGUUUUAUCAGUUUAUACAGUAUGCGGCAUACAUUGUGUUUCGAUAACCAACGGUAUCGAGUUGUACCUAGGGUUGUCAUGGUAACUGUGCAGAAAAUUACGCUAGCGUCUCUGUAUUUCAGCUAAAACUUAAGAAGCCUCUCAGUCUGGUUUUCGUCUUACGUUUAUUUCGCUUCGAUGUUCUUAACAGGUCCGACUGGUAUACGUGUGCUAGCUACGCUGCGUGAAAUCAAACAAAGUGAUAUUAUGUCCAACAUUACAGUUGCCAUGACAACUUCAUGUCGACGAAUGUGAAAAAUAUAAUUACAUACGGAGUAUAUCUAGGCAAAUUGUUAAUUUUAUGCGAAAAUUUCGUUCCGGGUAAAACCUAUUGAAGCCAAAGUUGAAAUCAGUCCUGGACAGAAACGUACGGAAUUCUGCGUACAUACAAUUUUAUUGAUAAUACAAGACUUUCUUUUUAAUCACUGAUGAAUUUUUCAUCUUGGAGUAAAACUGAUGAAGCACCCAAACAUCUGCAAGGUUACUGUAUAACACCUCCACGUCCAUUUGAGUCUUGACUCAUACUACUACUACUACUACUAGACGUAUAUUUUUUUCCAGUUGUUAAAUACAAUCUGGGACUCCUGCUGACAUUGGCAGGCUAAUCUUAAGCCUUAGCAAGCUAAUGUUGAAGCUAAAGUUUAGCCAAAAAUGAAACGUACACAAUUUUUCCGCUUCAAAUAUAAUCGAUUAGCCUGGACGCGUUUGGUUUGGUUUGAAGUUUGCUUCUUUAGUUUUGUUAGAAAUCUAAGAGGCUAACGUAGCUAACGAGUGUGUGUAUAGCUUAAAGGUUUUGCCUCAAUUACCACACACUAUGUCCUGGCUAAUUUUUUAUUUUUUUUAAAGCGGAAAAUUACGUGCAUUUUAUUUUUGGCCGAACUACUGCUAUUCUGCUAAUAAACUAGCAUCCGUGUUAUAUAAUAAGCUAAUUUUAAAUCUUUAUCUUUAAUCGAUUUCUAAUGAUAUCGAUCUGCACCCCGGACUUUGAUCCAAUCGGAUUGUUUAAUGUUGAUUAUUUAUUAGAUAGCUGGACUUUUUUUUGUUGUUGUUGCUAAUCUUCUCUCUAAUAUUGUGCCAAAAUGGUUUGGUUGCCAAAUUGUCCCAAAACAGGUGCACUGUUCCCUGUCCAGGUGGAACCCAGGUAUGUGUCUUCUCAGGAGACGUUUUCAAUUUAUUAAAGUUAACUUCAACUACGCUAAUGCUGCUAGUGUUAGCCUUUUAGGGUUUCUUUACAUUAUUUUUGGUUUAUUUUCCUCAAAAACAAUGGACUUGUGCAAGGUUUAAUUUAUGGUAUAUUAAAUUUUUCGAAAGAUAGUAUUUAGUCCAAAUCACAAUAUUUAAAAGUAUGAAUAUAAAGCAUUAUUUAUUCUAUUAUAAUGUGAUAUUUUUUUCCACAUCGAUGCUCUUUCUGGAUUUUGGAAGUGUGUCAAAAGGACAGGAAGUGAAAAUAUUAUUAUUAUUAUUAUUAUUAUUAUUAUUAUUAUUAUUAUUAUUAAUGAAAAGGAGAAAGACUUUGAAGAGGGAAAUAAAAGAGAAGUGGAUGAAGUUAUGUUGCACCAUAUGUACUAAGUGCCAUAUUAAAAUAAUAUUAGGUUAUGAAAGAAAAUAUCAGUUUAAUGUUUUAAUUUGGUGAUCUGAUUGACAUGGUAUCAAUAUUUCAUAAUAAACUUCGUUAUGAACACCA
Messenger RNA from Ictalurus punctatus (channel catfish), 4587 nucleotides. It is a transcript of the gene arhgef9a, whose product is annotated as Cdc42 guanine nucleotide exchange factor (GEF) 9a. The transcript has 10 exons. NCBI's taxonomy places the organism in Eukaryota, Metazoa, Chordata, Actinopteri, Siluriformes, Ictaluridae. Gene Ontology annotation, molecular function: guanyl-nucleotide exchange factor activity; protein binding. The record is from RefSeq and is a predicted model, not a curated record. Bases 304 to 1857 code for a protein of 517 amino acids.